AUGAUUCCCUCGGGAACGCCUCCGCUAUGGCAGCCGGGGAACGAUCCGAACGCGCGCGAUGGCCCAGGCCGCGCGCCGUUGCAUCUCGUGUGCCGGCGGAAGCCCCUUCACCCCGCGGACAUUGCGCACAUCCGCGCGCUCCUCGCGGCGGGUGCGGAUCCAGACCUGCCAGAGGGGUUUGGGCGGUCGGCGCUGUGCCUGGUGUGCAUGGAGUCGGGGAACAGCGAGGCUGCGGCGCUGCUGCUGGAGGCGGGCGCUGACGCGAACCGCAAGGACCACCUGGGCAGGUCGCCAUUGCAUUGGUGUGCGGAUCGCGGGUGGGUGCGCACAGCUGAGCUGCUGCUGAAGCAUGGCGGGGACAUCAACAUCCAAACACAUCCCGACCCGCUCUGUUUGAUGCAGUCUGGUGACACGCCCCUUCACUGGGCUGCGAAGGCAGGCAGAAGCCUGGUGGUUGAGCUGCUUGUCGCCGCAGGUUGCGCACUAGACAUCACCAAUAAUCGCGGCCAGACGGCCCUGCACGCUGCAGCAGACGUGCACAUCCUCUCCUUCCUCUCAGGCAUGGUGAAGAAGCAGGAGGCACAUGGGGAGGCUGAUGGGGCAUCGAGAGUGGUUGGGAAUGAUGGCAAGGACGGAUGUAGUCAGGACCAGCUGCAAACGAAGCAUAGCAGGCAAGUAAGGGAGCAACAGUCGGACGCAGGAGGCGCUUACUGGAUCACUUCCUCUGCCUCUCAUCCAUCCAUGCCUGACUGGGUGCAGCUGGCUCAUUCCUGCCCUCCCAUGCCCAUCCGCCCCCCACCGACUUCAAGCAGUGUUGACAGCCCACGUUCCCCAGCGGGGGAUGGUAUGGUGGGCAAUGCCGCGGUGGGGAUAGAACCGCUGGCAGAAAGGGAGAAGCAGCACACUGAGGGAUCAGCAAGGGGAGUUGGGGAUAGCUUGGCAGAUGCUGGACCCAGUCAGUCGACUGCAUUGGCUCAAUCACACUCGCAAGGAACUCGAUCAUCCUCUCUCCAUGACUGCCACCGACCGGUUCCACCGCCAUUUCUCACGAAGACCUAUCAGCUGGUUGACGACUCUUCUACCGAUGAAGUCGUCAGCUGGGGCUCUGAGCUGGUCACCUUCGUUGUGUGGAAGCCGAUGGAAUUUGCACGAGACCUGCUUCCCAACUAUUUUAAGCACAAUAACUUCUCAAGUUUCGUUCGUCAAUUGAAUACAUACGGCUUUCGAAAGGUUGCGCCGACGAGAUGGGAGUUUGGAAACGAUUACUUUAAAAAGGGCGAGUUUCGGCUGCUUUGUGAAAUCCAACGUCGGAAGUCGUUUGUACCAAUCGCCAACAACCAUAUAACGCAAGCUGGUCCGUCAAAAGCGCCUGAGCCUAUCAAAGAAGUUUGUGCUGCUGAUGAAGUCGAGCGUCUGCAGUCGGAAAACGCCUUUCUCUCGAGCGAACUCAAGCGCAUGCAACGCCUCUAUUAUGAUGCGAUUUCGCUUCUGCAACAGGCAAGCCAACCACUGGCGCAUUCAGGGCACGGUUCAAACAGCGUCUGGUAUCCCCGCCCUCCUGUCCCCGUCUUCAAUCCUCAACUUGGCAGCAACAGUCAUGCAGGGACAAGCAUCUCUCCCCCCCAUUCCUAUGCACCCUCAACCUCCAGCCCAAUGCCUCUGGCACCCAUUUCCAGCACCUCAGUUGUUCAAAUGAGGCGGGUGUAA
This is a messenger RNA of Closterium sp. Yama58-4, 1707 nucleotides long. NCBI's taxonomy places the organism in Eukaryota, Viridiplantae, Streptophyta, Zygnematophyceae, Desmidiales, Closteriaceae. The record is from the annotation of a GenBank genome assembly.